This is a messenger RNA of Xyrauchen texanus (razorback sucker), 2557 nucleotides long. Its product is annotated as E3 ubiquitin-protein ligase TM129-like. Gene Ontology annotation, molecular function: ubiquitin protein ligase activity. The coding region runs from base 219 to 1307 and encodes 362 amino acids. The record is from RefSeq and is a predicted model, not a curated record. Gene Ontology annotation, cellular component: endoplasmic reticulum; membrane. The transcript has 4 exons. Gene Ontology annotation, biological process: protein ubiquitination. Lineage: Eukaryota; Metazoa; Chordata; Actinopteri; Cypriniformes; Catostomidae.
UCACUGAUGGAAAUGUCACGAAAUAAUACAUGUUCUUUGCUUUUAACGUGUUCGACGACUUCAUAAGCUAAUUAAGAGUGCAUGUUAAUUAUAUAUGAAUGUAUGUAUUUGACAGAAAAAUGUAAAUCUAAUCGACGAUAGCUGUUGUUAUGGGCGACUCACUGAAUAUGUAUGAAUGAAAUUGCGUCUGGCUUCAUGCGUGUUUUAAUGAUGUAAACAUGGACAGGCCGGACACUACUUUCACUCUGGCGUAUAUAGUAUUCACACUGUGUUUUAUUUUUACGCCAAAUGAAUUUCGUUCGGCUGGUUUUACGGUUCAGCAUCUGUUUUCAGAAUUGCUGGGCAGUGAAGACAUCUGCUUUAUUCAGCACCACAUCAGGAGAACCACACUGACUCUACUCGCCCACUGCUUCUUACCGCUGGGUUACUACAUCGGAAUGUGUUUUGCCUCUCCAGAACAGAAUCUCAUGUACGUCCAUCAUGCAAGUAAAGGAUGGCAAAUCUACUUGGGUGUUACACUGGCCAUCCAGCUUCUAAGCUGUGCUCUUGCUUUCUAUUGGUCCAGACGUGGAUGGGCGAAUCAUCCGAUAUGUAAAGCACUGAGUGUGCAUGCAUUACCCCACUCCAGCUGGAGGGCCGUCGCGUCGUCCAUCAACACAGAGUUUCGCCGUAUUGACAAAUUCACUUCAGGUUCUUUGAGCGCAAGAGUGAUAGUCACUGAUACUUGGGUGAUGAAGGUCACAACAUACUACUUGCAUGUUGCAUUGCAUCAGAACUGUCAUUUGACUGUCACAGACUCCAAGCAUCACAACCUAUCACCUGAAUUAAACACACCGGUACAGAUUGUCACCAUCACCGUUGCCAGCAUCAACCCAAGAGUCAAGUCUUUUGACAUAAGAUUGAAAUCUACAGAGUACGUUGAGCUACAAGAGAAGCUGCAUGCACCAAUCAGAAAUGCUGCCAAUGUUGUCAUCCAUUUGACAAUGAGUGAGCUGUUUUUGGAGACCUUUAUGUCUUAUGUGAAGAUGAAUGAAGUUUACAAGUGCCCAAGUGGACAGGAACUGGAAGCAUGUAUUGGAUGUAUGCAGGUGAAUGCCAAUGUGAAGCUUGUGCGUGUGUGUCAGGAGGAAGGUGAAGGUGACUGCCAGCACUGUUACUGCAGACCCAUGUGGUGUCUCACCUGUAUGGGCAAAUGGUUCGCCAGCCGUCAGGACCAGCAGCAGCCGGAGACAUGGCUGAGCAGCAGGGUCCCCUGUCCCACCUGCAGGGCCAAGUUCUGCAUUCUUGAUGUCUGUCCCAUUCAUUGAUUGAAUAUUACAUCUUCAAGCUUUUUAUAUCUUUAUGCCUUUGAAACACUCACAGAUCACUUCAAGGGGACAUUUUUGUAUCAGAUGUGUGUUGUGGUUAGAUAUGUGUUGGUAAGUUAAAUCCACCCAUCCCAUUUAAUAAGGAUGCAGUAAAACCUCACCUCCAUACCGCUUCAAAAAUAUUUGUGCCUCCCAAGCUAAACACAUAUCUGAUUAUAAUGGGGGUGUAAUAAUAAUGAAAAAACAAAGGUUAUACUGCACCCCCUAACAUAUAAAGAAAGAAACAAGAAAUUAUAUUUUGCUUAAAGAAAAUAAAGACAUUUUCAUAAAGUUGUUUAAAGAAAAUAAGAAUUUGCAUUGCAACAAUAUUUUCAUGCUAGCUAAGCCCCCCCUUUGCCUUAAUGCAAAUAUAUCCCAUUCAUUACUGUAGUGCCAGAAAAAGUGUUACUUUGCAAAGUAUUUAUACAUAAUUAUUUAGUAUGUCUUGCACUAAUUUUCAGUUAUACUGGAAAAAAGGCAUACAUUUUACUGUGAUCAAGUAAGAAUUACUGUCGUACAGCUAUGAGAAUCGCUAUUUACAAUAAUGACAAUUGCCAAAUAAAACAAUAAAAAAAAACAUUGAGAAUUUAGAUGCAUUACAGUAAUAACACACUGGGGAGCAAAUGUGCUGAAUUUUCAUGAAAAUACAUUGAAUUAAAUCAGUUUACACCGUAUCAAAAGUUGAAAUAUCAAGUUAAUCAGCGUUUGGCUUCGAUUCUAUCACGCUGGGUUUAUCUGCUUUAGUUUGCUGUAAUGUUGCUUCAUUUUCAUUUUAUUUUUGAAGGUUCAAUUGAUUACAGAUGCUGUCAGACAUUUACUUUAAAUGCAAACUCUGAUUUGAAUUGAAACCUUUUGCUUAAUUUUUAUAAUAUUGCUGCUGCAGAAAUGUGAUGCACAUCAACUGAUAGUUAGAAUUGAGUUGUGUUUCAGGCAUAAUGCUUAUAAAUAUUGUUGAGAAUAAAUAUAAGUUUGAGAAAAAGCCAUCUCUGAUCUUUGUGAAAGAAUCUCUUCCUCAUAAUAAAGAUUUAUUUUAGUGAGUUGCUGAUCAUUGUUUAGGUGCAUUAUGAGGAUUUUGGACAUUGGGAUUGUAUUAUUUGUAUUAUUUUGUAGUUGAUUUUACAUUGUAUGUUUUUGACACUCAAAACCAACCAAAAGCUUGAGCUACUUUUGACAUAAAUAUCACUUCACAAUGUACAAGCAAAUAACUCCGC